UCACUUAUUAGCAAAGUUGAUUGUCUCCAUCUUUUGCUGCUCCUGUGUCUUCAUCAUCUUUUGUGCUCGGUGCAACGUACCCAUGGGCAUGACAAAUGGGAAGGGCUUCAUGAUGGGUUUUGCUGACUCAGAAAAUUUUGCUCUCAUGUUAUUUGCGUUGUUCACGUGGAAGUUUUAUUUGUGCUGGAGCUAUGCUUUUAUCCUCACUUAGGUUUUGCAAACUCAUGGGCAUAGCCUUGGGCUAUAAAUAGAUGGCCUCACUGGCAGCUUCAUUUCAAGCAUCGAUCGAUCUCCUAGCCCCUCCUUUCCCAUCAACAGUUUUUUUGACCAAAAUGCGGAGCUUUAUGAGUCUGUUUAUGAACAUAGUGCUGCUGUCAGCAUCCUUGGCCGUUCAUCCCUCUGCCGCUGCAAGCAGCAAACUGAGUUUUGCUGAUGCAGUAUGGAAUGACUGUCGGGCAGAAGCACUUAACGCUUUGUACUCCCCAUUUGUUGUGGCUUUGGCUGCCGGAAAUCUCGAUAACGAAACUUAUGCGCAGUACAUCUACCAAGAUGCUCCUUAUGCCCAGGCCGCAGCAGAUGCGAACGUAGUGGCGUUGAAUUAUGCUGUUGAUCCCCUGGCAAAGGAGAUAUUCGCCAUGUUCAACGACUCCAAUGCUCGGGGAGCAGAGUCCUUUCGGCAAUGGUUGGAUGAGCACAUACCAAAUGCAACAUAUCCCCUCAACAAUGCCACCAUAAAUUACAUGAACUUUCUGAACAACACAGCCCACGGCAUAGUUGAAGGAAUUGAUGAGCCUUUCACAGGAAAAAUCGCUUCGGUUCUCAGUAUGGCUGCCUUCAUUCCUUGUUGGAAGCUGUAUUAUCACAUUGGCAUGCAGAUUGUGGCAGCCGUCGGGAACUACAGUGACAACCCUUAUUACGACUGGAUCUACGCCAACUCCAAGGAAUCCUUAAAGAAUAAGCUUGUGACAAUUGAUGAUGUCUUUGAUACCCUCGCGGCAGACCUAACCGUAGAGGAACUCGCCAUCGUAGAGCAGGUUCAUCGACAGGGCAUGAGAUGCGAAGUAGAGUUCUUCCUUGCGCAGCCGCUCUUCCAAUAUACCUCAGUUCCCCUGUCGAGAGAACUGAUCAACGCUACAGGGCGGCUUUUGAUAUUCUAUGGUUUUGAUGGAAGCAGCAAUGUUGUGGAUUCCUCUGUAGCUCUGGCCGACCUCGCAGUCUCAUCAGCUUCUAACAAAACAAAAGCCAAGGCCACAUGGGGCCGUCUCUUCUCGCAGUACAAGGAGGAGUAUGGACUUGGAGUCGAGAACAUCAGCAAUUCCGCCCAAGCUGAGAAAUUCGAUUACUACAACCUUUCUAAAGAGUUUGAGAAAUUCUCAAUCAUUGAAGGCGCAAACCUUUUGAGAGUGAAUCGAUCCGGAGCUCUUGCAGGCAUACAAGCCAAGGCCACAGAAAGCGCAGGAGAAGAUGCUAUAAUUCUCCAGGAUUUCAUCACCUUCUUCCGGAGGCUGGCGACGCGUCGAAAGUUGAACUCCACCGCUAAUGUGAUCUCCACAACUUGGAGCGCUUCUCUAGUUAAAGCAGUCUUUUCCUCUGUGGGUCUAAACCAACUCCAAGUUCAUGCAAACGAGUUGGCAUUUGAGGGAUCGGUGUCCACCGGUGGGAUUAUCGACACCAUAGUCUCUCCCGCAGACAGAGUUUCAGUCCUUGAGGAGAUCGUGAAUCAGUAUUCAAACCAAAAAAAGUUGACAGUCUACGCAGGAGAAUCAGUUGAAGAACUGCUGCCUCUGCUAAGGGCAGACAUAGGCAUAGUGGUGGGACCCAGUUCAAGCCUGAAGAGAGUGGGAACCCAGCUGGGCGUUACCUUUAGGUCAUUGUUCUCGGCUUCCAUCAGCGUUCAGAAUGGUACCACCCCGACCCAAAGGCCUAAUUGGAAAGCGUCACCGGGCCUUCUCUACACAGUUUCCAGCUGGACAGAGAUCGAUGCGUUCGUGCUUGGAUGGCAGAAUCACUUCGACAUUGUUGGACGAGGAGCUCCGAGGAAAUCACGAAUGGGCUCAUACCUUUCAAACAGAAAAAUGGAGAUGGGCGUUCCCAUAUUUAUGUGAGAAAGAUCGGUGGGGGUAUUGUAACAUCCUGAAUUUCCAUUUUUAAUUUAUGUAAUUCUUGUCAUCAUGGUUAGAUAGACUGCAUGGGUGUGUGAGUCAUGUAGUCGGGAUGUCUGGUGGAUGUUGUGAGUGUUUCGGGAAGUUCGGAGUGGACUUUUGCAUAUUCUGGGAGGUUAAGUCUACUUUGUAAUACCCUGUAUUACGUUGUGUCAAAAAUAAAUGAUUUCUAAUUAUUUUUGAGAAUGA
This is a messenger RNA of Diospyros lotus (date-plum), 2351 nucleotides long. Its product is annotated as bifunctional TH2 protein, mitochondrial-like. Lineage: Eukaryota; Viridiplantae; Streptophyta; Magnoliopsida; Ericales; Ebenaceae. Gene Ontology annotation, cellular component: cytosol. The transcript is spliced from 6 exons. Bases 252 to 2105 code for a protein of 617 amino acids. The record is from RefSeq and is a predicted model, not a curated record.